Messenger RNA from Cylicostephanus goldi, 480 nucleotides. NCBI's taxonomy places the organism in Eukaryota, Metazoa, Nematoda, Chromadorea, Rhabditida, Strongylidae. The record is from the annotation of a GenBank genome assembly.
AUGCAAUUAGAUGAAGUUCACAGCCACCAGGAUUCAGAAUCCGAGAUCGACCGACUCUUUGCUGACAUUCGUGAUGCAGCCAUAAAUGGCAUUUGGAUGGAGAAGAAUGUGACCAGCUCUCCAAAUUGGUCAUUUGGACAAGCAUUUUUCUUUGCUGGUACUCUCGUCAGUACAGUUGGUUAUGGCCGAGUUUCACCAAGAACAGAGCAUGGAAAGCUAUUUACCAUAGUUUAUUGCAUUAUUGGAAUUCCUCUAACAUUAGCCCUGCUAUCUGCCAUAGUGGCCCGGUUAAGGCGACCGUCACAACUGUUACGCGGGUUCCUCAAUCAAAAAUUAGCCCAUAUUUUCCAUGCCGGUCAAAUUCAGAUGUUUCACUUAGCAACUGUAUGUACCCUACUUCUCGUAUUCGUCUUCAUUAUACCGGCUUGGAUUUUCACAAACAUUGAGCCUGAAUGGACGUUUUUGGAUGCAUUCUAUUAC